Molecule: messenger RNA, 5523 nt
Organism: Neoarius graeffei (lesser salmon catfish)
Lineage: Eukaryota; Metazoa; Chordata; Actinopteri; Siluriformes; Ariidae
Gene: ache
Product: acetylcholinesterase
Exons: 5
Coding region: 337-2229 (630 amino acids)
Biological process (GO): choline metabolic process; acetylcholine catabolic process
Cellular component (GO): plasma membrane
Molecular function (GO): acetylcholinesterase activity
Source: RefSeq, a predicted model, not a curated record
CCUCUAUCGACCCAGCAGUGCAGUAUGACUCUGGUUCUAUCGCCUCUAGUCGUGUUCUCUGCGAGAGAGGCGAUAUCAAGCGUUUAAAGGGCUGAGGCAGUGAUCGUAGUCGUGACAGACAAGGUGAUUCUCUGUGCUGUGCUUCCUCGCUGCUGCGGGUCUAUACUACACCCACUGUCAUCAGCACGGCCACCAUUCCAGGUUGUUCCGCUCAAGGACAAGAGAGACGAAGGAAGAGGAAAGAGCCAAGCUGCCUCGCCGGCGGGAGUCGCUAGAUUAUAAUCUGAGUUGAGCCUGGAAAAAAACAAGCACCUUAACCCAAAACCAGAAGAGAAUAUGAAAAUCUUACUCCUGCCUAUUAUUCUCAUUAUUUUCUUUAUCCACCAUUCUCUUACACAAAGUGACUCCGAGCUUGUAGUACCAACUAAGUUAGGUCGUGUCCAGGGUAUACGUUUGCCCAUCCCAGAUCGAAGCCAUGUUGUUGCCUUUCUGGGUAUUCCAUUUGCAGAACCUCCUGUUGGAAAAAAGCGUUUUAGGCCAGCUGAGCCCAAAAAACCAUGGAAUGAUGUGUUUGAAGCCACAGAUUAUCCCAAUGCUUGUUACCAGUAUGUGGACACUUCAUAUCCUGGGUUUCCUGGCACCGAAAUGUGGAACCCCAACAGGAUGAUGAGUGAGGAUUGCUUAUACCUAAACGUCUGGGUUCCUGCCUCCCCUCGGCCACACAACCUCACUGUUAUGGUAUGGAUAUAUGGUGGUGGCUUCUACAGUGGUUCUUCCUCUCUAGAUGUCUAUGAUGGUCGCUACCUGGCACAUUCUGAGAAGGUGGUGGUGGUUUCUAUGAACUAUCGUGUGGGUGCAUUUGGCUUCCUUGCCCUUAAUGGCUCCUCUGAAGCUCCUGGAAAUGUGGGACUGCUAGACCAGAGGAUGGCACUCCAGUGGGUCCAAGACAAUAUUCACUUUUUUGGAGGCAAUCCUAAGCAGGUAACCAUUUUUGGGGAGAGUGCAGGUGGAGCCUCAGUUGGCAUGCAUCUUUUGUCUCCAGAGAGUCGCCCCAAAUUCACUCGUGCCAUUAUGCAAAGUGGUGUGCCAAAUUCCCCUUGGGCUACAGUCAGUUUUGAUGAGGCUCGAAGAAGGGCCAUGAAGCUGGCCAAAUUGGUGAGCUGUCCUGAUGAUGAUGACACUAAGCUAGUUGACUGCCUUAGGAACAAGCAGCCACAGGAGCUUAUUGACCAGGAGUUCCGUGUACUCCCAUAUAGUAGCCUGUUCCGUUUUUCCUUUGUGCCUGUGGUUGAUGGUGUGGUGCUACCUGAUACCCCUGAUGCCAUGUUGAGCUCAGGCAAUUUCAAGGAUACUCAAAUUCUUUUGGGUGUAAACCAGGAUGAAGGGUCAUAUUUCUUGAUUUAUGGUGCUCCAGGUUUCAGUAAGGACAAUGAUAGUCUGAUCUCAAGGGAGGACUUUCUACAAGGUGUUAGGAUGAGUGUCCCUCAUGCCAAUGAUAUUGGAUUGGAGGCAGUGAUCCUUCAAUACACAGACUGGAUGGAUGAAGACAACCCUGUGAAAAACCGUGAGGCAAUGGAUGACAUUGUGGGAGACCAUAAUGUAAUCUGCCCUCUGCAGUACUUUGCAAGAUCCUAUGCUCAAUACAGUUCUAACCCUCCCCAGAUAGGAACAACGAGUCAGGGAAACUUUGGCUGGGCCAAUUCGGGCCCACCAAGCAACAGCGGCCAUACACAAGUUGCUGUGUACCUCUACCUCUUUGACCAUCGAGCCUCUAACCUGGCCUGGCCUGAGUGGAUGGGUGUGAUCCAUGGCUAUGAAAUUGAAUUUGUGUUUGGUCUGCCUUUGGAGAAAAGGCUUAACUAUACUGCAGAAGAGGAGAAGCUCAGUCGACGUAUGAUGAGAUACUGGGCUAAUUUUGCUCGUACUGGCAAUCCCAAUGUCAAUGUUGAUGGAUCCAUAGAGAACAGACGGCGAUGGCCUCUCUUUACAGCAACAGAGCAGAAGCAUGUUGGCCUAAACACCGAUGCAAUGAAGGUGCACAAAGGGCUGAAAACACAGCUGUGUGCCCUGUGGAACCAGUUCCUGCCUCGCCUACUUAACAUAACUGACAACAUUGAUGAUGCCGAGAGGCAAUGGAAAGCAGAGUUUCACCGCUGGAGCUCCUACAUGAUGCAUUGGAAGAGCCAGUUUGACCAUUACAGCAAGCAGGAGCGUUGUACAGACCUGUAGAUGGCCCUAGAGAGAAUGUGAGACAUGGAGAGAAUGCAAGAAAACAAAUAUUUGAGAAGAAUGAUCAUAUUACUGUAUAGUCUCAGGAGCCCUCUGACAGAAUGUCCAUCGUUCUCUGAGCCACUGUAGAUUAUGCCCAUUAUUGUUGGGUUCCUCUGAGUAGGUAAAAGAUUUAACUUGGGAAGGGUACAGUUAUAAACUCUACAGAGUAUCAUUUGCCACCCGUAUAUUGCUCACUAUUGCAUCAUUUUGCAUUUCAAUACUAUUACUAUUGCCAUAUGCAGUUUUUUGACAGUAUUGCAUGUUAACUGUGGGAAGAGACUGUUAAAAGUUAUGGUCAUCAUUGAGGAUAUAAAAGAAAUGUUAAAGGCGUGAUAUUACCUCUGAUAAUUGUCUGUGUGUGUCAGUAUACCUGAUUCUUAGAAGCCCUCAUUUACCCUGGUCCUCAGGAUCCUACAUUUCCCCCCCCCCCCUUUUAUUUUUAUUUAUAUAUAUAUAUUUUAAUAUAAACUUAAAGCUAGACGGCCUUUCGAUUUCAUAAAAUCUGUGAAAUGUAGUUCCCUCUGAAAUUUGGUCAUUGUGAUGUGUUUAUUUCUGUAAUAUCUCAAAACAAAAAAAACCCAGGCUGUUCUGUGGUUGCGAAGUUAUUUAAUUUGAGGGGAUUCCCUAGCAAAUGUGCAUGAAAUCACUCUCUUCGUGCAGUCAAGCAGACAGAGGAAGUCUGUGCGCACAUGCGCAGGUUUACCUGCCAUUUUGGGUUUUACGGCAGCUGGCAUCCAGCAUUGCAUUACUGCCAUCUACAGGUUUACCUUGACCUUGCACUGACAGUUAUAUCAUUCUGGCGCUAAACGAACAGCUGAUCACACUAAGGUGCUCGCUGACCGCCAAUAUUUAUUAGUUUGGUCCUGCAUUUCCUUUCCUUCGCAACGUUAAUGUCUUUUUUUUCUUCUCGCUUUCCAUUACAGUAGUCGGUCUUUCACGUUUCAUUCACACACACUCAUCCUCCAUUUUUUUUUUCUCCUGUUUCAAAUUUGUAUCCCCACAAUGCCUUGCGCAAACAGGGAAAACCCACCAUGUGAUGUAUGAUAUAGUAUUUUGGAUUGGGUCAUGCUGAAACAGAAAAAAAAAUGGCAGAGAAUUUUGGGCCACAUGGCCCUAAAUUAAUUAAUUGUUCUAUAUUUUUUUAAAAAUAAUAAUAAAAUUGAAAGUCUGUGAUUCAAAUUCAGUAGCUUUCGGUCCACUAAACAAAAAUAAUUGGGUGUCGGGAAAAUUCUUUUUAUGACCUACACUUAAAAUCUGAAAGGCAGUCAACCUUUAAGGGUUUAAUUUGCUUAAGCUAUAAUUGCUGUUUGACCACAUGUGCAUUUGUCCAUUCCUCAUCUCUUAUAUUGGUCCUCUCCACUUUUUAAAUUUUGUGUGGCCUAUGGUUGUGUAGUUGUCUGCUGUCUCAGUAUGGGUCCAGAUCAAUUAUUUGAUUUGAUAUAUAAGGGAAUCAUGAGCCAUUUCAGUCCAUGCUUCAUGUGUUGGCUCUGAACUGCAUUGAUGUUUGCUCUGGCUUCCAGAAAUGUGUGUGUAUGCCAUUUCUGUGUAUUAUACUGAUAUGUAUAGCACUUAUCUUGUUUGAUACACCUAUUGCAUGCAUUCUGGUGCUUACAGCAUGAUCCACCUCUAUUUGUGUGUUUGUGAGGGUGUGCAAGCUAAAAAGUAACUGUGUAAGAGUAUAUCCAAAUAGAGUGCCUCCAUAGGUUAGUAUCCAUUAUCUCCUGUCUAUAUGUAGAACAUGACUUGUGAAAGUCACCUCCACUUUCAUUAUAUUUGCCUGGGCACUUUGCGCAUGUGUGCAAGUGCUAAAGAGAGAGGUCUGCAACUAUUGUGUCAUGCCCGUGUGCCAAAAAGUCAAUAACCAACACACACACACACACACAAAAAAAAAAAAACCUACUGGCUCCCCUCCCAGUAGAAAAGAAUUUUCAUUACACUAAUGGAAGGAGUGUAAUUCAGUUAGUGCUCAUUUGAAAUGACAGCCUGCUAUGUCAGCCAUCUUAACCCCAACUCUGCCAUCACUCAACUUGUGCAUUUGGUGGAUGAUGUAGGAAAGCAGUGGGUUUUUUGUUUUGUUUUUUUUAAUGGGAGUGUUCUGAGAGAAGACAUUUACAAGAGCCAACUAGAGUUGAUGCUUUACUCAUUCUCAUGGUUUAGUAUGUCCUUUUUUCCUUUUAAGUAUUUUUUUUUUGCAUGUUUGCACUAAGUAUGAAAUGUAGAAGACUACAAUGUUUAUCAGUUUUGUGAAAUCUGGUUUAACUCAUGUACUAUAUUUAUGCUUUAUGGACAUAAUUCUGUUAUUUACUCUCCCCCCCCUUGCCUUUCUGACCAUAUUUAUCUCCAAUAUAUUUGUACGGUUUAAAGUGUGGUUGUUUUGGGUGCUUUCGGUGAGUCACACCACUGAUUUUCACAUUAUUUCAGCAUAAGUUUUCAUCGUUUGUUAUAACACUGUGGAAGAGCAGGCCAUCCAACAAAUAUUAAGGUUAUGUGGAAUUAUAUGUAACUUCAGAGUGACAGGAGAAAGACAUUUUACUUUAGAAAAUAAAAUGGUAAAAUGCUGUCCUAAAUUAUUUGGGUAUGAGAUAAAACAGAUGCGUGAAAAUAAAUGUAUGUGCCAGCAGUGUGGCUGAACAACAUGCUUGUCUGUUGCUGCUCUUACAUCUUUUGCUCAUUGGCAAUCUGUCCUUAUCUCCUCUGUCCAGUGAAAAGGCCUAAAUCUCCUCUUAUACUGAAUUAUGUAAUCAUAAAUUUGAUUAAGCCUUUUAACAAUGUAGUGCUGAUGUACAUUUUAAAUCUAUACCUAUUAAAGAUUACUAUUAGCCCUGAGAUUGAGGUUAGUAAUAAGAGGUUAUACUUGCAAUUGAAUAUAUUUGAAUUGAUAAUUUCAAUGGUAAUCAUCAUGGUUGUGAAAUUGUGAGUGAUUAAAUCACAAUAUCUGUGUGGUGGAGGGGGGCUUUUUUCAGUAACACUUUUUUUGAGAUGACUUUGAUUGCAAUAGCACAUAAACCUUUAGUCAUGUACUGUAAUUAAUGUGAACACUUGGCAUUGUGUGAUUGUUCUAGAGUAUUAUCUGCGCAUCCUCAAAGUGACUGACUGCAUUUUCAUUUUGCAUCCUCGCUGUUAUUCUUAAUGGUUCAGACAUUGCCCACUGUGCCAAACCUGUGUGGUGACAGCAUUGUGUUACUACUCUGCAUGGUACUACUGCUGCCUCUUGGGCGUUGUAUCUGAAGUCCAACAAAACCUCAUUAAAAU